This is a messenger RNA of Mercenaria mercenaria, 2080 nucleotides long. Its product is annotated as glutamine synthetase-like. Bases 100 to 1233 code for a protein of 377 amino acids. Lineage: Eukaryota; Metazoa; Mollusca; Bivalvia; Venerida; Veneridae. Gene Ontology annotation, molecular function: glutamine synthetase activity. The record is from RefSeq and is a predicted model, not a curated record. The transcript has 7 exons. Gene Ontology annotation, cellular component: cytoplasm.
AUAUAAUCGCACAUGUAUAUAUUCACGGUUACUGGAUAACAUAACGUCAGUUGAUAAUUACAUCGUGUUAGCGCACUUAUUUUGUACAUUUUUGCUUUAAUGGAACACAUUUACUCCAAUAUUUCAGAGAUGACCACGAAAAAAUACACGAUAAAGCCUAUGCAGUUUCCGGAAGAUGGCGAGACGACUAUUCUCGAAUACACUAUGAUGAAUUACACACGCUUACAAAUGAUCACCAAGACUUAUGUGGUAGAUUUUGAACCGAAGUCAUAUAAAGAAUGCCCAAUAAGACACGCAAAUGAGUAUGAUUCCGAAAAGGCUGAACAUCCGGCGCCUGAAUUGGCUAUGAGACCUGUAGCCAUGUGCCGAGAUCCAUUCAGGUUAGGCAAACAUAAAAUAGUUCUCUGUGAGCCAAUUUACGCUGAUCAAAGAAAUGAUGACGUUGCAUUUAACACAAGGAAAAAAUGUAAAGAAAUAUUGGAACAAGUAUCAGAACACGAGCCGUGGUUUGGAAUUGAACAAGAAUUCUACAUCACUGAUAAGAAUGAUAUUCCUUUAGACUGGAGUAUGUUUGAGCCUUCGAUAGAUAUCAACAGUGAAAUGACAAUAGGAGACCAUGUUGGGUUUGAGCGCCAGUUUGUUGACCUUCACCUUCGGGCUUGUAUUUAUGCAGGUCUCAAGAUGUAUGGAAGCGUUAGAGAAAUGAAUCCGUCGCAGUGGGAGUUUCAAGUUGGUCCUUUGCAAGGAAUUCAGACCGCUGACCAGCUUAUUCUUGCCCGUUAUAUCCUCGUUCGCCUUGCAGAGAUACACAACGUAAAGAUAUCAUUCCGGAACAUUGACUGUGCUCGGGAUACAAAUGCAAGACAAACAUUUCAUCUUAAUUUCAGCACAAGGAAAACUCGUGCUGAAGGUGGUAUAAAGACUGCAUAUGAAAUCAUAGAAAAUGUUUCAAAAUAUCCACAAGAAGCAAUGUUCAAAUAUUACGAUCUAUCGAAUGGAGAAGAAAUGAAGUGGUAUUUGGACAGUGAUUUUUACAUGCCAUCAUAUCAUACAUUCAAAUACACAAUAGGUGAUAAACAUGAGUCAAGUAUACGAAUACCUACACAUGUGGCAAAUGAAGGCAAAGGAUAUAUUGAAGAAAGAAGACCAGUGUCUAACGCUGAUCCUUAUGAUGCAUGCCGUGUGUUUGCUGUAGCGGCUUUGUUCGAUCAUAAUGGUGAAGUCAUUCUUUAGCAUUACACGUUUAUAAGAAAUUUCUAUGUUAAAUUUUAGCACCUCGUUCACAAUAUUUGUAUAAGUUAAAAAAGAGGAUCUCUGAAAACAAUAUUUAAACAUUAUCUUGUUCUUUGCAAUUAACUAACUUGUAUUGCUAUAAUAAUUUGUGAUGUGUAAAACAUUAUUUCUGAAGAAGACAAGCUUUCGAAAAUUGUGCGGAUCUAGAAGCAAUAUAUAUAUUAUAUAUAUUAGGAAUAGUUAUUUUAGAACGAAAAACUGUCUUCAGAAUAUUAAUUGUGUUCAUUUGUUGAAUCAUGUCGGUGGAAACUAUAACCCUGUAAUCAACCUCAUUGAAGAAAAAUUGUUUAAUGUUGAAAAGUUGAAAUGGAAAGCAUUGUUAGACAGAAAUACUUCUACAAGAGGAAAUGGUGGUAAUAAGCUGAGAACGUAUAGAAUUUUUAAGUCAGAUUUUUGUUCAGAGAAAUAUUUAAAAUCAAAUAUGCCUUUUCAUUAUCGAUCGGCUUUUACAAAAUUUAGAUGUGGCGUAGCACCAUUACGAGGGGAGACCGGUAGAUAUGAAAACUGUAAAUUAAGGGGAAGAUGCUGUUUAAAUUGUAAGGAUGUUUUAGAAGAUGAGAAACAUGUAUUAUAUAACUGCCCUUUGUAUAAUGAAUGUAGAACUAAACUGAUUUCUGCAAUAAAUAGUAUGCCAAAUGUUAACUAUGAAAAUUUGUCAGAUGAUGAAAAACUACUUGCAACAUUUAAACACGAUAAGAAUGCAUAUAUUGCUGCCAAAACAUGCUAUAAAAUUUACGCAAGAGUGUGUGUGUGUGUUUUGUAUAUUUGUUUAAAAAAAAAAAAAACA